GUGACAACGUUACGUCGUAGCCAUAGCAACAGCCAGAGCAUGGCUGACAGGAACAAAUCAGUCAAACUUUUUAGCAUUUUAUGAUAAUUUUCGACUUUAAUUCACAAGAGACUGGUGACUAUGGGAGACGAGGAGAGAUCUACGGAGGCGGAGCAGGAGGGGGAGGAGGAAGUGAAGCUGGUCCUUCACUGUCCUCCCAUCUACCCGCUGCCUGAAGGGAUAAAAAAGAUGGAUCGCAGUGAGACGAUGUGUCGUUACUGCGGUGUGAGCUACCUCAUUUUCCACGAGUUCCACCAGCUCAACAGUCGAGUGGCUCAGCUGGAGGAAGAGCUCCGGGAACAGAGAGAGAAGGCCCAGCGAGAGGCACUGGAGCUGGGCAGGCUGGAGUGGGAGAGGGCAUGUCACCUGGAAGUCCAGAGACAUGUAGAGGAGAAAGUGAAAACCACAAGAGAGGAGUUAGAGCAGAUUCACAGAGACGCAGAGAGAGCCAUGAGAGAGGAGUUUGAACAAAAGAAGGAGAACAUGAAAGGGGAGUAUCAGAAAAUCAACAAGGAAAAAGAAAGGAUAGCAGUGAGAGACGUAGAGUCGGAGAGGAAGAAGCGAGAGGAGCUGGAGAGGAAGUCUGAGGAGAGGGAGAAAGUUCUGAGCGACGCACUUCAAAAGGCCAAUAAAAAUGUGGAGGAGCUGAGGAAAAGCUUCCAACAGCUGGAGGAGAGGCGGGCAGCAGCGGCAGCUUCCACGAAGGAGGAGGCAGAGCAGUUACUCGGAAAAGAGAAGCAGGAAAAAGAAAACCUGGGAGGAGUGUGUGUGCGGCAGCGGCAGGCCCUGCGAUCGACUCUCUCCGCGCUCCGGGCCUCUGGCAGCGAGCUCACAGACGUACGGGGUUUCCUCAGCCAGCUGACAGGGGCCUGGCAGGCCUUCAGAUCCCAGAUACUGCAGCACAGCACACAGGCGUUUUCAG
Molecule: messenger RNA, 961 nt
Organism: Gymnodraco acuticeps
Lineage: Eukaryota; Metazoa; Chordata; Actinopteri; Perciformes; Bathydraconidae
Gene: lekr1
Product: leucine, glutamate and lysine rich 1
Source: RefSeq, a predicted model, not a curated record